This is a messenger RNA of Ceutorhynchus assimilis (cabbage seed weevil), 2988 nucleotides long. The record is from the annotation of a GenBank genome assembly. NCBI's taxonomy places the organism in Eukaryota, Metazoa, Arthropoda, Insecta, Coleoptera, Curculionidae.
UUUUUUCAAUAAAUUCCAAGCAAAUUUUUAUUAAUUAAAUUCUAAGCAAAAAAGUCCAGUCUGUGAAGAGUUUUUAAGUUGUCUUUAUUAAAAAUUGGUAAAAAGAUUUUUUUCUCAAAUAACCAGCAAACGGCAUUGAAUUUACAGCAGACCUAAACAUGCGUUAAAUCGAUUUUUUCGAUUAUGUCUUCGCCAAUAGACCAAUUAAAACCUGUAAUUAAUAAAACUGGUCAAAUUUUGAUUGAAGAUGUCCAAGAAUUAGUUCUGUGCAAACCCCGGCUGAUUCCUCUCAAAAGUUUCACAUUGGAGAAACUGGAGAAAAUGCAAAAAGAAGCACAAAUUAUUAAGAAACAGUCUUCGAGUGAAAACAAGUCAGAUUAGCUUCAAAGUUACACGAAUCUGUUGUACAUUUAAUUAAAAAUUAGGCAAGGAAAAUGAGUUAUGCACCAUUAAUUUCGAAAAUCUUAUUAUCUUUCUUCAUAUCUUCGACUGUAUUAUACAGAUAUGGCGAUUGGUUUAGGCAUCGUAUAUUUGUGACACUCACAGUCCUAUUGGCAUGGUUUUGUAGUUUUCUUAUUAUAUUUGCACUACCUUUGGAUAUUACAUCGACUGUAUAUAGACAACAAAACCAAAAUCACACCUCAGUUGAUAUAUUUAAAAAUACUACCACUGAAGAUGAACCUUGGAGCAAUUUACCAGAAAGGGUUUUCGUAAAUUUAUGGAGAACAGUUUAUUGGAGUACCCAGUUUUUAACAUGGUUGAUUAUGCCAAUGAUGCAAUCCUACAUCAAAGCUGGAGAUUUUACAGUUAAAGGAAAAUUGAAAUCUGCCCUGGUUGAUAAUGCAAUAUAUUACGGUUCAUAUCUGCUUAUUUGUAGUGUUCUGCUUAUUUAUUUAGCCUUAAAACCUGGAAUCGAUUUAGACUGGAGUAAACUGAAAGCAAUCGCAUCUUCUGCCAGUAACACUUGGGGCUUAUUUCUCCUCGUUCUUUUGUUAGGUUAUUCCUUAGUGGAAGCUCCAAGAAACUUUUGGAAUAAUUCAAAUUCUAGCUUUAAGCUAACUCAAUAUUAUUUUAAAGCAGCCAAGCUCAGUUCAGACAAAUGCGAAGCUGAGGAAACUGUAGACGAUGUUCUAGAGUCUCUACAAGCUAUGUCUAUGGCAAUCAGGCCUGGCCAUUAUUUGCAAAGUCCAUUGGAAACUAUAUUGCAAAAAGUUCCAGUUGAAUUGAAAGAAAGAAUGAACCGUAGGCAAAUACCCGAAGAUAUACCUCAUGAUUCGCCCACUGAAAAAUCUUUAAUAAGAUUACAUAGAGAGACAAUCAAAUCGCUGCAAGUGUUGCAAAGGACAGAAACUCAGUGGAAUUUGUUGCUAGAAAAAAUAUUCGAAUGUGAAGAUACCUUGAAAAAUCAAAUAUCGAGAGAUAAACGUUUCAAGCGCACUUUUCCAAAGGAAACUUCAUGGUGGUCUGAGUUUAUUUAUACUCCAAUUUUUGAAUGGUACUGGAUAUGUUUAAUAUCUCCCUACUUCUGGAAGUGUAUGGCGAUAGUGACAGGCAUAAUGUCUUUUUCCAUUGUAUGGUCGGAAGUAACAUUUUUCUCUGUCAAGCCACCCUUAUCAAUUUUUGCUGUAAUAGUAAACGCUGCCAAGGCUAAUUAUGACUAUUUUAUGAUCGAGGUCCUCUCAACGUUCAUUAUACUGUACCUCUCUUUCUGUGCUUAUUCGACAGUACUUAAAAUCAAAUUGCUCAAUUUAUACUACUUAGCGCCACAUCAUCAAACCAACGAACAUAGUAUCAUAUUUUCUGGAAUGAUGUUCAGUAGACUGACUCCGGCAUUGUGUCUUAAUUUUUUGGGGCUCAUCCACAUGGAUAGCCACGUUAUUCAUAGUCAGAUUAAUGAAACUUCUUAUACACAAAUCAUGGGCCAUAUGGACGUUAUCGGUAUAAUCUCCCAUGGUUUUAAUAUUUAUUUUCCAAUGGCUAUAUUAGUAUUUUGUCUAGCGACUUACUUUAGCCUUGGAGCAAGAUUUUUAUCAAUGUUAGGAUUUCAUCAGUUUGUUGGGGACGAAGAAAUGACUACUGAUUUGGUCGAGGAAGGCAGAGAACUUAUUAAAAGAGAAAAGCGUAAAAGACAACGGUCAGAAGAAUCUUCCAAUAGGAGAAAGGAGUUUCAAGAGAGAUAUCCAACUACUACUGGCAGAGUGAGACAAAAUAAUUUGAAUGAUUUGGGUCGACCUAUGCAGCAAUUAGAAAGCAGCAGAAUCAGAGAUUCAUAUAAUCUAGACACUUAUAAUGGAACCAGUUAUACAAACGAUGAAGUAGACACCACAUUCCCUCCAGUAGAGGAUGAGAUUGACCAAAGGUUUGGCGCAAGCACAGGUUUGGGUACUAGAAAUGCUCAUAAUUCGGACACAAGAUUUUCUGACGGUUACCAAUCAGAUAAUAGAAGAGUUGGUGCUCCGCCUAGAGGCAUAUUCGAUGACGUCUAAACUGACAUCUUUGUUAAUCAUUUGAAAGAAUUUUAAUGGCUGUUAAUAUACAUACAUAUUUUUAAAUAGAGAAAUAAAUCUCUUUACAAGUUCAAGUAAAUUUUGGGCUAGUCACUCGAUGGAAUAAAUUGUUUGAACUUAUGGAGUUAAUUCAUUCAUAUAAUGAUAAAAAGAAACUGCUUAGAUCUAGUUUAAUUGCAAAUUUUUAUUUAAAAAAUAAAAUUUAGCUUGAUUUGAAAAUAUACAUUUCUUCGCUUGUAAUUUUAGAAAUAUUGUUUCUCAUCCAAUGAUUUGGGUGGUGGAAAUUGCUUUGGUACACGGAUUUUUGCUUAUUUGUGCUAAACCUCCACUAAAUCAUUUGAUAGUAUUGUCUGAAUUAAUAUUUCCACAUUUUUGGUAUUUGUUAUUAUUUAUUCUAUUUUUGCCAUAUUUAUUCUAGAUUAGGUAUUAUUAUUUUAACUUCAACAUUCCUUCGGUAUUUUUCCUUAUAGUGUUAAUAACA